AUGAAAACCUGUUGCUUCCCCGAACAUGGCCGGCGCAGGGAAAGCAUAUGCAAGUGUGGCUAUGCCCAGAGCCAGCACAUCGAAGGCACGCAGAUCAACCAAAAUGAGAAGUGGAACUACAAGAAACAUACCAAGGAGUUUCCAACAGAUGCCUUUGGUGACAUUCAGUUUGAGACUCUGGGGAAGAAAGGCAAGUAUAUCCGCUUGUCCUGCGACACGGACUCCGAAACCCUCUACGAACUGCUGACGCAACACUGGCACCUCAAAACACCCAACCUGGUCAUUUCGGUGACUGGUGGUGCCAAAAACUUCGCUUUGAAGCCACGCAUGCGCAAGAUCUUCAGCCGGCUGAUUUACAUUGCACAGUCUAAAGGUGCUUGGAUUCUCACAGGAGGCACCCAUUAUGGUCUGAUGAAGUACAUAGGUGAAGUGGUGAGAGAUAACACCAUCAGCCGGAAUUCAGAAGAGAACAUCGUGGCCAUUGGCAUAGCGGCAUGGGGCAUGGUCUCCAACAGGGACACCCUCAUCAGGAAUUGCAAUGAUGAGGGAUAUUUCUCAGCUCAAUACAUCAUGGAUGACUUCAAGAGAGACCCUCUAUAUAUCCUAGACAACAAUCACACCCACUUGCUGCUUGUGGACAAUGGAUGUCAUGGACACCCCACGGUGGAAGCCAAACUGAGGAAUCAGCUGGAGAAAUACAUCUCUGAGAGGACCAGUCAAGAUUCCAACUAUGGUGGUAAGAUCCCCAUCGUGUGUUUUGCUCAAGGAGGUGGAAGAGAGACUUUGAAG
Cricetulus griseus (Chinese hamster) is the source of this 789-nucleotide messenger RNA. The record is from RefSeq and is a predicted model, not a curated record. NCBI's taxonomy places the organism in Eukaryota, Metazoa, Chordata, Mammalia, Rodentia, Cricetidae.